CUUGGUUGAAUAUGCAGGUCUUGAUCGAGUCGCUCCUGUCUCCUUAUCUUUUUAAAUGCAAAUCUUUGGCUGUAUGAAUUAGUUGACGUCACCUACCUUCAGUUUGCCAUUACUAAUAGAAGCUUGUAAACAAUCGUUAAUCAUGUGGGACACGGGCGGAUCGCCCUGAUCGCUUUUGGAGACACAGUGGCAAACCAGGAAAAAGAAAGUCUUGGAACUACAGUAAUCUGGAUUUCUCCAAAGCAGCAUGCCGAUUGCGCUCAGCCGCCAACAUGUACGUGAGCUAUCUUCUGGAUAAAGACGUGAGCAUGUACCCAGGGUCCGUUCGGCAUUCUGGCAUCAACCUGGGCGCUCAGAAUUUCGUCAACCCGCCACAGUACCCGGAGUAUGCUGGUUAUCAUGUACCCGGCGUAAAUUUGGACAAUCACCCUCAAUCGUCAGGAUCUUGGCCAUCACCUUAUGGGCCUCCCCGGGAUGAAUGGAGUGCGUACGCAGCACCUACAGGCACGGUGCACGCCAUCAACUCCUCGCCAGGGACUCUGUCUUACAACCCUGCAGAUUACAACUCCGUUCAGACCCCGGGGCCUGGCGUGAUACAGCCCUUAAACAAUAAUCUUUUGGAACAGCAUUCCCCCAAUAGCCAAAGGCGCAACCCUUACCAAUGGAUGAGGAAGCCAAGCCAGCAGCUAUCAGGAACAGAUAAAACGAGAACAAAGGACAAAUAUCGGGUGGUGUACACAGAUCACCAGAGACUGGAACUGGAAAAAGAGUUCCAUUAUAGCCGCUACAUCACCAUUCGGCGUAAAGCGGAGCUGGCUGCCAACCUGGGACUUUCCGAAAGGCAGGUGAAGAUCUGGUUUCAGAAUCGCAGGGCGAAGGAGCGAAAAAUGACGAAGAAGAAGUUACAACAGCAGUCUCAACAGGCGUCGGCCCAGUUAAGCCCGGUUCCUCCCGGGACAGCCGGUGCUCUGUCGGUUACCAACGGCGGAGUGAUGGGGGCGGCCAGCAGCGCGGUUUUACCUGGCACGGUCUCUCAGUGAACCCACACACCCUUCCUGCACCCGAAGGGAUGGAGGCAAACCGUGAACUGGUGCCUAUUCAAGCCAGGAAUUCCAGACUCUUCCGUGUCCGAGAGGUCGUUUUACAGCACUCCACACAUUCAUAAUGGCAGCGUUGGAGGUUUAGAAUCAAACAAUUUGCUUGGGCAUUUUGUUUCGGACUUCAUGCAGCAAGCAAUCAGGGCCUCAACACUAACGGAAACUGAAGAUGGCCGCGGACCUUCUGACAAUGUGAACCAAUUGUAAUUGGGAUAUUUUUUCCAGGGUCUUUCAGGCUUUAUAUUGUUGAAAUAUUUUAAUAUAGUUGUCAAAUGUUAGAUUAUAUCCGAGUCUGUGAAACACUACCAGAUGCAUUUUGACAUUUCAAAUGUGAAUUCCCUUCCCCCG
Messenger RNA from Hypanus sabinus (Atlantic stingray), 1445 nucleotides. Its product is annotated as homeobox protein CDX-1-like. Gene Ontology annotation, molecular function: DNA-binding transcription factor activity, RNA polymerase II-specific; RNA polymerase II transcription regulatory region sequence-specific DNA binding. The record is from RefSeq and is a predicted model, not a curated record. The transcript is spliced from 3 exons. The coding region runs from base 273 to 1040 and encodes 255 amino acids. NCBI's taxonomy places the organism in Eukaryota, Metazoa, Chordata, Chondrichthyes, Myliobatiformes, Dasyatidae. Gene Ontology annotation, biological process: cell differentiation; embryo development; animal organ morphogenesis. Gene Ontology annotation, cellular component: nucleus.